AUGAAAGGAGCAUGGAAUCUAUGGCAACAAACAUUCGUCAAGCUGAACUGCCGAACACUAUCGAGUGAACUUCAACGAGCCGCUCUAUCCAGACUUCUGCGAUAUCUCUGUGUGCCUUUUGCUGCACUGCAGGAAACAUGCAUGAAAGAUCGGCCCAUCAUCAGCAUCCAAAAUUACACCAUAUACUGUGGCGAUGCUGAUGAGAACAAAGAAGGUGGCUGCUCGAUAGCUGUGAGGAAAGAUUUCAAGAACCUGGUGGAGGGAUUUGGCUCAACGUCGUCCAGAUGCGCCUUUCUACGGGAUCGCAGAGGACGUAAGCUCUGGAUCGUAACUGCUCAGAGCACGUCGGUCAACGGUGACUGUUUGGUCGACUUGUGCGAACAGAGGGAUCUCAUCAUCGCUUCUACGUUUAAGAGGAAUCAUCGACGCCAUCAGCUCACAUGGCAGCGAUCAACCCUUUCAACGCCCGAAGAGCAGCGCAAGCGGAAAAUGAGGACUCUUAAGCUUCAGCUCGACUAUGUUCUGGCGAAGAACAUUCCUCAGUCAGACAUCCGAAAAUCUAGAGCUGUUCGGGACGUCGCGUUCGACUCUGACCACCGUCCAGUUCUCCUCAGCUUCAAGAUACGGUUCCACAAGAGAAACCGAGGAGUUCCUCUUCAACCGAAUGAAUGCAGAACAAAAUUCCGCCAACGUGUGUCUAUUCAUGUUGGAGAACGGACCACGAAGAAGCUUAGCGAUGCGGAUUCCUUCACAAAGUGCAUCCAGGACGCUGCAAGGAAAACGCUCCCGAUUCUAUUGCCACGGAAGAAGUUUGCCUUUGCAUCAUCAAACAAAAUCUACGUACAAUUCUACCGCGAUAACGAGUGGACGUCAAGAGCGAUGGAGUUUGAGAAGGCGUGGGAGGACAGGAACCCGCGGAAAGCCUAUGCUCUACUAAAACAGUAUAGCGGCAAAAUGAAAAGAUGUUCUCCUAUCCUCAACACUGCCAAUGGAGUAGCUGUCGGUGAAGCACCCCUUCCAAUUUGGAGAGAACACUUCAAGCUUUUGUUGAACCGGCUAGCACCGCCAGCUCCUGAACUUGAACACGUUCAUAUACCGACGUAUGCGGUUAACGAGGAGCCCGGGAUUGGCGCAGAAAUGCUAAAAUAUCUUCCUCCGUAUCAUCCGUUCAAUAUGGAUAGACGAAAGGAUACCUGA
Messenger RNA from Necator americanus (New World hookworm), 1197 nucleotides. RefSeq lists its product as uncharacterized. The record is from RefSeq and is a predicted model, not a curated record. NCBI's taxonomy places the organism in Eukaryota, Metazoa, Nematoda, Chromadorea, Rhabditida, Ancylostomatidae. Bases 1 to 1197 code for a protein of 398 amino acids. The transcript has 3 exons.